AUGUCAGGAUUAUUAAUAUACGAUGCACAACCAAAUCAAAUUCCUCGAUGUUUUGAUACCAAUACUGUAAGAAUUAUGGUAAUGGGCGAUAAUCUCUCAGGUAAAACGUCAUUUAUAUUGAGAUGUUUAAAUGGUACAUAUAGAGAAAUUGAAAGCGGUCUUUAUAUGGAAGAUAUUUAUAGAAGACCAUUAAAUUUAUUAUCGUUAUUUAAUGACAAUAAAUUAAUUAAUGAUCAUGAUAUUUCGGAAUUUAUCAAUAACAAAAAUUUCAAUAAAAAAUUUUUACCAAAAGAAGUUCAGUUUUUGGAUACGUCCCCUUUUGAAAUUGCAGAUUUCUCAGAAUUAAGAAAUCAACAAAUUAUCCAAUCGGAUGCGUUUAUACUUUGUUUCGAUCCAACAAGUGUUGAAUCGUUAUUAAAUUUAAGAACUUAUCAAAGAAGAAUUGAACGUGUUAGAGGUAUUGAUGAUAUGGUACCAAUUAUGAUCGCGGCAACAAAAUCGGAUUUGAUGUCAGAGAGAAAAGUCUUUAAUGAUGAUAUCUUAGAAAUGAUGAAUAGAUUUGAAUUAUCCUAUACAAGUAAUUUUAUUGAAAUUUCAUCGAAACACGACAUUAAUAUUAAAAAAUUAUUUGUCAAGACAAUAAUUAAAUCACAACAAUAUAAAUCUAAGCAAAGAAAUUUAUUGAAUAGUAUGGAAGAUUCUUUAAUUCAAAGACAAAACUUUCCUGAAUCAAUUUCUGAUAUUAACGAAUUAUCUUCAUCGUCCGAUGUUGGUUUAGUUGGACCAACAAAUCAUGAACAUAUUACUGGAAAUAAUAACAACAAUAAUAAAGAUAAUAUAAUUUUAACAACACCUGUAUCAAAUAUAAAUAAUGAUGAUAUGAUUGAACCUGUAAAUAGUAAAGUAAGAUUAAUCGAUAUUAAGGGUCAAAAUGAUGGUAAUAAUAUACGAAGUGAAUCAACAAAUAAUAAAAAUAUAUUGAAUAAAAUUAAGACAAAUUCUUCAAGAUCUAUCGUUAUUAGAGAAAAGACAGCUGCAUUAGAUUAUAAAUCUGAUAAGGAUCAAUUGGAAAAGAAAAGACAUUCAAAGAGCGAUUCUUGUUGUGUCAUUUCUUAA
This is a messenger RNA of Maudiozyma saulgeensis, 1116 nucleotides long. NCBI's taxonomy places the organism in Eukaryota, Fungi, Ascomycota, Saccharomycetes, Saccharomycetales, Saccharomycetaceae. The record is from the annotation of a GenBank genome assembly.